AUGAACGACUUUUUUCUUAAGAAAAAAGAUGAACUAGAAGUUAUUCCACUAGAAAUAAUGUUCGAAGCAUAUUGCGAAAUGGAUCCAAUUUCUUUCAAUCAAAAUAUCCAACUGUUACCACUAUCGCAAAGUGACAAAUGGUUAAUUUCUGCUCGUAUAAUCGAUAUGGUUACAUUAACGACUACAGAUACGGGUCUUGCAUUUUUUAAAUUUCGGAAAAGAGCCCUAUCUUUUGAAGAAUAUUUAACUUACUUGAAAGCUCUGGCGGAAUCAAAAAACUUAGAUUUUGAAGAAAUGAAAUACAAAAUGCAAAUUUGUGGGAAACCUAGAAGAACUGCUUAAUUACGC
This is a messenger RNA of Eufriesea mexicana, 348 nucleotides long. RefSeq names its product TPPP family protein CG45057. Gene Ontology annotation, molecular function: tubulin binding. Lineage: Eukaryota; Metazoa; Arthropoda; Insecta; Hymenoptera; Apidae. Gene Ontology annotation, biological process: microtubule polymerization. Bases 1 to 342 code for a protein of 113 amino acids. The transcript has 2 exons. The record is from RefSeq and is a predicted model, not a curated record.